This is a messenger RNA of Spodoptera exigua (beet armyworm), 401 nucleotides long. Lineage: Eukaryota; Metazoa; Arthropoda; Insecta; Lepidoptera; Noctuidae. The record is from the annotation of a GenBank genome assembly.
CUACAGCCAAAGCCUAUCAAUCACAACUGAUGAUACCUGAUCAUGGAAAGAAGAUCAGCCAUAAUGCAGUACUCAAAUCUACCAAUCAAAAUUGUUAUCUGUGAAUUUUUCAAAAUUAGAAGUCUUUUGAGUUUUUAAUAAGUACAACUACUUAUUUAAUAUUGAAUGGACUUUAUUACAUGAUCAUGACAUAAUAACAAGUAACAAGGUUUAGCUUGUCAAGCUGGCAUUCAAUGAAAAAUGUAUGUAUGUGAAAAAAGCCCAAUGGCUUUAUAUGAAGUACAAAAGCUAUUUUCUAUAGUAAUUUUAAAGAACUACUUAUGCAACAAAAACUUACCAAUAACUACUGAUCAUUUUAAGACUUCUUAUUCUUGAUCUUAAACAAUUUACUUAAACUUAAU